AAAACUGUAACAGUCUGUGUGUGGCUGAACCCCGGCAUCCUUUUCCUAAAAUCGUCCGCCGGUUUUUGAAAUUCAAGCUAAGCUACAUUAGCACCGCAGUACAAACACACAGUCGCAUAUUUGAAGACAAACUCGCAACGUAGGGAAGAUUAAAUCAGUCCAGUUUUAGUUUCCUGGGAAUCACCAUCAACGAGAACCUAUCAUGGCCAUCAUACAUCACCACCCUGGUAGGAAAAGAUAGCAAAGAAAAGGCUUUACUUCCUAAGGAAAUCUAAGAAAGAGACAGAUUCUUGUCAACCUUUACAGGGGAGCAACAGAAAGCAUCCUGUGUGGAAACAUCAAACUGGACAGGAAGGUUCCACAGCAGAUUUAAACCACCCAGAACAUCACCGGUAUCCAUCUACAAAGCAUCAGUGACACUGUUUAAGUGAGAUGUCUGCACAGAGCUCAGAGAAUACUAAAAGACGACACCCAUCUCAGCCACAGUCUGUUCACCCUGCUGCCACCUGACAAAAGAUACAGAGAGAAAAUUGCAUAGAAGCCCAUUUUCUGAAGGGAACCCCUGCAGGAUAAGCAGCUGAAGUGUUUAUCACCACCUCUUAAAUAUACCCACAAAUAAAGGUUCAUCAUGAAGAUGCUGUCUGAACUCUUGGUCAUCUGCCUGCUUGGAGUGCUGCAUGCAAACGCUCUGCCUGAAGAGAUGAGAAGAGAAAAUCCAGUAGCACAAGGACAGAAACAUGCACAGAUAAAACGUGGAAAUGAAGACGUGCAGCGUGUUGUGAGGCGAUACGUUGAGUCAACCAUCGCCAGUGAAAUCAGCCAAAUCAUGGAUUUAAUACAGCAGAGAAACUUUGUCAACUACUUGCUCAGCCAGAGGGUGGGUGAAAAACGCAAGUCUGCCACUGGAGGGGAACAUCCAAAACGACGUCUGUACAGCAACCUGCUGACACUCAGUCUGCAGGAGAAGCAGAAGAGACACGUUUAGCUGUUUUCACUCAUUCAGAUUGUAUUAACAUAACUGUAUUUAAUUAGCAUGUCUCACAUACUGCUCCUAGACAGAUUAACAGGCUGU
Molecule: messenger RNA, 1072 nt
Organism: Acanthopagrus latus (yellowfin seabream)
Lineage: Eukaryota; Metazoa; Chordata; Actinopteri; Spariformes; Sparidae
Gene: gip
Product: gastric inhibitory polypeptide
Exons: 7
Coding region: 629-985 (118 amino acids)
Biological process (GO): regulation of fatty acid biosynthetic process; response to glucose; response to starvation
Molecular function (GO): glucagon receptor binding
Source: RefSeq, a predicted model, not a curated record